GGGGGUCCGGCCUGAUUUGAGAGGGCGGCGCGAGGAAGCGGGGCGGUUUCGCGGUGAGGGGAAGCGGCAGGUUGCGGACGAGGGCCGACCGAACGGGUCGCGAGCAAACCAGCGGGCACCGUCAUGGCUCUUCCGGCAGAGGAGGCGACGACGAGAGAGGGCAAGAUGAGGUCUGUAUCUGUGGACCUAAAUAUUGAUCCUUCAUUGCAAAUUGACAUUCCUGAUGCUCUCAGUGAAAAAGAAAAAGUGAAGUUCACAGUCCAUACAAAGACUACAUUACCAGGUUUUCAAGGCACAGAAUUCUCGGUUACAAGACUGCAUGAAGAUUUUGAGUGGCUACAUGACAUACUUUCUGAAACUGACGAGUAUGCAGGACUGAUUAUACCCCCACCUCCUGUGAAACCUGACUUUGAUGGCCCUCGAGAGAAGAUGCAUAAACUUGGGGAAGGAGAGCUGUCCAUGACGAAAGAGGAAUUUGCCAAAAUGAAGCAAGAGCUGGAAGCCGAAUACCUCGCAGUCUUCAAGAAAACAGUAUCAUCGCAUGAAAUCUUCCUUCAGCGAAUUGCUUCUCACCCUGUCCUCCGCCAGGAUCACAAUUUCCAUGUCUUUCUCGAGUAUGACCAUGAUCUAAGUGUUCGGAGAAAAAAUGCAAAGGAAAUGUUUGGUGGCUUCUUCAAAAGUGUGGUGAAAAGUGCAGAUGAAGUUUUGUUCUCCGGGGCUAAGGAGGUGGAUGAUUUCUUUGAGCAAGAAAAGACUUUCCUUGUGACCUACUACAACAGAAUUAAGGAUGCGUGUGCCAAGGCCGAUAAAAUGACAAGAUCACAUAAAAAUGUCGCAGAUGACUAUAUCCACACUUCAGUGUGCAUGAACAGCCUGGCUCUGGAAGAGCCGACCGUUGUUAAAAAGUACUUGCUGAAAGUUGCUGAGCUUUUUGAGAAACUCAGGAAAAUAGAGAAUCGUGUGUCUUCUGAUGAAGAUUUGAAGCUCUCAGAGUUACUGAGAUACUAUAUGCUCAAUAUAGAAGCAGCAAAAGAUCUCCUGUACAGACGCACACGGGCCCUUGUGGACUAUGAAAAUUCAAAUAAAGCCCUCGACAAAGCUCGGCUGAAAGGCAAAGAUGUCAGACUGGCAGAAACACACCAGCAAGAGUGCUGUCAAAGAUUUGAAAAACUUUCUCACUCUGCCAAACAAGAAUUGAACAACUUUAAACGGAAGCGAAUAGCAGCGUUUCGUAAAAAUCUAAUUGAAAUGACUGAACUGGAGAUCAAACAUGCUAAGAACAACGUUUCCGCUUUGCAAAGCUGCAUCGAUGUAUUAAAGAACUAAAAACAUUGGUAGUUCUUCCUCCAUGUACAUGGAACAUUCAACAACAAUACUCGGCAACUAUAUCUACUUUGGCUUCCUUAUUUUGAAACAUUUUGAUUGACUAAUACAACUAUCUGAAUUUUGGUGAUAUAAACACUGUAGUGCAUUAAGUAACAACUAACUUCUCAGGCAAAGGGAACUAUGUAUUAGUUUGAUAUCUGCUAAAUUUCUGUCAAGAUUGAAACCUGGUUUCCAGAGAAGCUUUGCUACUUCAAGAGAGGCAUCUAAUGAAAGUGACUCUCAUAGAUUCCGACAUCUCAAGUUAUAUCUGCAAAUUACUGGUACAUUUUUGUAUGGAAAUACCUAAACAUUCCAUUUUGAAGAUUUCUGUUUCAAUAAUGUUUUGGAUUCAAUAUUUGUAUGCUGUUGAACAAAUACAAUGUGUUUGUGAAUGCUGCACCAAGAAAGCAAAA
Molecule: messenger RNA, 1778 nt
Organism: Sphaerodactylus townsendi
Lineage: Eukaryota; Metazoa; Chordata; Lepidosauria; Squamata; Sphaerodactylidae
Gene: SNX5
Product: sorting nexin 5
Exons: 13
Coding region: 124-1326 (400 amino acids)
Biological process (GO): pinocytosis; intracellular protein transport
Cellular component (GO): endosome
Molecular function (GO): dynactin binding; phosphatidylinositol binding
Source: RefSeq, a predicted model, not a curated record